This is a messenger RNA of Rotaria socialis, 552 nucleotides long. Lineage: Eukaryota; Metazoa; Rotifera; Eurotatoria; Philodinida; Philodinidae. The record is from the annotation of a GenBank genome assembly.
AUGCAAACUUUCAAGUGUGUUGUCGUCGGCGAUAAUGCCGCUGAUAAGACUCAUUUAUUAAUAUCCUUCGUAAAUGAUAUAUUUCCUGGUGAAUAUAUACCAACAGUAUUUGAUAAUUAUUUUCAUAAUGUGACAGUUGAUGGGAAAUCUAGUACACUUGCCCUAUUUGAUACAGCUGGCCAAGAAGAUUAUGACCGUCUCCGUCCAUUAUCUUACAAAGAUACUGAUGUUUUUCUUAUUUGCUUUUCUCUCAUUGAUCCAACUUCGUUCGAAAAUGUUUACGUGAAAUGGUACCCUGAAGUCAAGCAUCAUCGUCCUCAUACGCCAAUUAUAUUAGUCGGUACAAAACUUGAUUUACGUAAUGAUAAAAAUGUCAUUGAAAAACUCACAGAAGAGAAAUUAACGCCAAUAACAAGCUUUCAAGGUGAAGCAAUGCGUCGAAAAAUUCGUGCAUUUGGAUAUUUGGAAUGUUCUGCAUUAACAAAGCAAGGUCUGAAGACCGUAUUUGACGAAGCAGCACGUGCUUGUCUAUGUUCAAAACGAAAAAAUUGA